UAUUUUCAGAAUGUUUACACAUGCAUACAUAUAUACGCCUAGUUUUAAUUCGACUUUAUGGUCAAAUUGAAAAAUAAUUGCAACAUAAUUUUGUAAAAUGUCAAAUAUUUCAAUUAGGAAAUAGUUUUAUUUACUUUGAAAUCUGGUGCUACUCGUAUUUUACAAAACAAUGGACACGAAUAUUACAAUUUCAGGAGAAAUGCAAGCUCCACCGCUUAAACCUAACAUAAGCGGAUCUAAUUUCUUGCAAUUGUCACAAUUUCAACUUAGUAAAUUAGAAUAUCCUCAAGUUCAAGCAUGGAUCGAACAUAGGAAAGCUAAUAUCAAACCUUGGAGUUUAUUUUUAAAUACCAAUUAUUUUCGUUCACCUCCAAGCGUUUCAAGAUUGAGUAAACGAAUUGUUAAAAAUAUCGAAUACUUCCAGAGCAACUAUCUAUUUGUAUUCAUUGGAUUAUUCAUAUAUUGUCUGAUUACAUCGCCCUUAUUACUCAUCGCUGUUAUGGUACCUCUUGUAACUUGUUAUAAAAUAUCUAAGCGACAUUCUAAUGAAGGAUUAUCUGUACUCGGUCAUAAAUUGACUUUAGCUCAAUUAUAUUUGUUAAUAGGAAUUUGUUCGUUGCCUAUUUUUUAUUUGGUUGGUGCUGGAGCAGUUCUUUUUUGGGUACUCGGUGCAUCCUGGUUUUUAAUAACGCUUCAUGCUACUUUUUACAACAUUGAUUCAGUUUUGUGUCCAGGACAAGAGGAACUUGAUUCAUUAGUAGUUCAAGAAGUGUGAAGUUAUUUUAAGUAUACGAAACAGGUAAAUGUUUUUUAUAAGGACAAAAAAAUAAAAAACUUCGUAUCGAGAAAGAAUGAUAUUCCUCUUUAA
Molecule: messenger RNA, 868 nt
Organism: Polistes dominula (European paper wasp)
Lineage: Eukaryota; Metazoa; Arthropoda; Insecta; Hymenoptera; Vespidae
Gene: subdued
Product: anoctamin 1
Cellular component (GO): Golgi apparatus
Source: RefSeq, a predicted model, not a curated record